AACCUAUUAAUAUGACAUUUAAUUAUAAAAAAUAAAAAAAUCGAAAAAAUAUUUUUCUUAAGCUAAAUAAAAUUUAAAAUAUUUUUAACAUGUCCUUGGCAUCUAAAAUAACAUUGGCCGCCUCUUUUGUUAUAUCAGGCGGUAUUAUUGGUUAUGUACACUUUAAGCAGACCAAUGACAGAGAAAAAUUACAUGAGGGAGUUGUAAGGGACAUUGAAAGGCAGCAAAGACGCAAAACUGAAAAUACUUAUGUGCUACAACAACAAAUUGACUUGACCAAACAGCUAAAGCAAAUGCAAUCCAAUGAGGAAGCCCAAAAUGUUGUGCAGCAAACCAGUUGAAUAGUUGUAAUAAACUCUGUUUGUUAAAUGUCAUGUUUUUUUGUAAA
Molecule: messenger RNA, 388 nt
Organism: Lucilia cuprina (Australian sheep blowfly)
Lineage: Eukaryota; Metazoa; Arthropoda; Insecta; Diptera; Calliphoridae
Product: protein PET117 homolog, mitochondrial
Exons: 2
Coding region: 90-341 (83 amino acids)
Biological process (GO): mitochondrial respiratory chain complex IV assembly
Cellular component (GO): mitochondrion
Source: RefSeq, a predicted model, not a curated record